This is a messenger RNA of Trichoderma harzianum CBS 226.95, 1601 nucleotides long. RefSeq lists its product as hypothetical. The transcript is spliced from 3 exons. The coding region runs from base 426 to 1313 and encodes 295 amino acids. The record is from RefSeq and is a predicted model, not a curated record. NCBI's taxonomy places the organism in Eukaryota, Fungi, Ascomycota, Sordariomycetes, Hypocreales, Hypocreaceae.
CUCGUCGUCUGUGUCGCGUUUUUCUUUUUUCCUCGUCGAUUGUGUCGUGAUUUGCGAGCUAUUACCAUCUCCAUUGAGCGCUUUGGUCUGUUGUCUCGUGCCAUCUCCAAAACAGCACAAUACCUGCAUACUUGAGUGCUCGGCAAUCAACGGGCUUUCGCGAGGUCUUGGUACUUUAGACACGCCAAUUGCAUUGUCUGCUACUUCUCCAGUAGGACAAUCAUAUACAAACCGUAUCAAUUGUUAUAGAUACUGGUGCCUUGCUUAUCGAUUUCUCUGCGCAUACCCGCACACGCGAUCUUGCGCUGCCGCUAACACAACACCCCACCAGUGGGCGCGACGUAUCUUUCUCUCUUGCCGCGCUCUGGUUUUGUUUAUUCAGAGAUAUUCCUUCUUCACUAGACUUUGAGCUCCUUGGAAACACAAUGGAAGCUGUCUCGUCGCCCAUGAAACGACGCGCCGUGCUCGGCUCUCUGGACGCGAACGCGGCCUUGUCAACAACACCAAUCGCAAGCAAAAUGAUCAUGAUGGGAUCGUCAAUGCUGCUGACGCCGUCGGCUCUGUUAGUGAGCAGCCCAUUGAUUGGGAGCGAGUCGUCAAAGGGAAAGAAGCGGACUGCGGGGCAAGAAGACGAGGAAGUGGUGGAUGAGAGUCCCGUGCCGAAGAAGGCGUGUGUUGAUGGGGCUACGCGAUCGAGGUCACCCAGUCUUGAGACAAGUUCCCUGUUUGAUAGCUCGGCCGGAGAUGCUUCCUGGACGACGGCAACAGAGCCAGAUGCAGCAGCGGCAACAACCUUGCUAGCUGCCACAAGGCCUCGAGCUCUGACCAGGGAACAAGCCAGAGAGAAAGCAGAAAUCCUCCGUCUACGCCUCGGCCUCGCGGGGUACAAGCUACGCACCGGCCAAACCUCCGUCCCUCUCUCCGAACUCCAGCGCAAGCCUCUCCCGCCAUCGACCGCGACGCGCAGACGAGCGAAUACGUUUGCCCACGCGGCACGGACGAAUACACACACUAGGGUUCGAAGCGUGGACUCGAUCCCUCAUGUACCCGCGUUAUCGCAGGAAUCAUCAGUGCUAUCGGUUAGGUCAGAUGCAGUGACCGUGCCUGCUUCUCAGGAGAGCGUCGUGGUGGAAACAAGAGGCAAUACGCCUGAUCACGCCGAAGGGCAGGAAGCUGGGAAUGAACGAGACAAGGCUAUUUUACUUGCCAUUAGUGAUGUAGAUUCUCCUUCUAGAGUCUUCAUGUCAAGUCCAGCACCGGCGCCGGUAUCGUCAUUAAGGAGCACUUGUACAGAGGACGUGGAUAGACUAUGAGACAGCGGGGUGGUUCUGUUAACUAUAUCUGUCUUUUGUUUUUGUUUUUGUUUUUUUCCAAUCUCGGGAACAAGGAAAUGAAGUAUUUCGGGAUCCAAUUUUGAUGUCAUGAAUACUGUAUUGUUAUAAUAGCUAGACACACAACUCUUUGAAUGAUGAUGAUGACGAUGUCAUGGCAGCAAAGACGGGAGAGUUUGCACGCAGCGAACAAUGAAUAGAAGUAGUACAAUGACUAUAUCUGUUUAGGUAGAUAAAGCGGCUUUUCGACACUUUUUUUUUUUUUUUUUU